UGACAUUUGGUUUUCCCCAAACAUACAGACAAAAAGCAGAGAAACUCAACUCAACUCCACACACACACAUACACCACAAACAGACAAAAGCAAACCCCACUGCUACAAAGAAAAGCUCGAGAACCCUUUGGAGUGAACGAACCAAUACCAAACCCAUCAUCACAAUCUAUAUUGAUCAUGCCGUCUGGUGCGAAGAAGAGAAAGGCCUUGAAGAAGAAGAAGGAGCAGGGAGCCUUUGGAUCCAGUACAAGCAACAAAGGUUUCAAUGGUCAUGGGUAUGAUGAACAUGGAAGUCAAGAUGAAGGAGAAAGUGAUGGCAAUUUGAGUUCCCCUGGUUCUCAAGGGAACGAGGAACUUUGGACAAGAGAUCUAUCACCUUCUCCGUUAUCUGGUCUAAGGAAGGAGACUGUUAAAGAGAAAACAGAAGAUGCGGACGUUAUUACUCAGGGACAAGGAGCGAAAAGUGAAGACAUUAUUGCAGUUGGAACGGAUCAUGAGGAGAAUGGUCUGAACAAAUUGCCCAAUUCGUUAACUGAAUAUGUUACUCACAAUACCAGAAAAGCAGCUUCUCAAGAGUCUGGUGGGACAUCAACUUUGGAAAUUACACCUGCUGUUGAUUCUGACAAGCCUGUGGGUUCGUCUGUCUCGAAGGUUGUGAUUUCUGACAAAGAUGAGCAUGUUAAGAGCUCGACAGACUCGGUUUCUGUCAAACUGAAGCCUGAUGAGAACGAAGAGAAGCGUAGUCUAAAAGAAGCCAAGGAGGAUAACAGUCCAGGAUCUGCUGCGGGAACAAGUAAAGAAGUCAAGAGUGUGAAAGAAUCUCAAGUGCCAGAGUGUUCUGAAGAGGAGAGUCUUUUGCCUUCUGGUCCACCAGUUGUUCGAACCUCCUGGUUGAGUUGCUGCGGCUUGUUUGAUUGUUUGAAAUUGGUUAGAGAACCAACGACAAAUUCGAAGCCAUAUGAAAACAACAGACACUUGGCUACUAACCGGAGGAGGAAAACAUUCAGCAAACAGCAGAAGCUCAAAGAACGGCUGACAAAACAGGAUACAUCGUCUUCUGUUCAUGUACAUUCAACCAUUAAUGUCUCUGCUAGAUUAUAAUGUGACGUUUUUUUAGCAAUAUACGAACAAGAACAAAAUAUGUCUUCUGUUCAUGUCAAGGACUUUUAGAGUCAUGAGAUCCGAACAUAGUUCUAUUUUCUUUGAUGUAAUAUAUAUCUUCUUUCAGCUGCAAUUUUUUUCUUUUAUUAUAUUCUUGAGUACAGGGAUACACUUGCCAAGCUAGCAAAUCUAGUUGCACAGAAGCA
This is a messenger RNA of Thlaspi arvense, 1307 nucleotides long. The record is from the annotation of a GenBank genome assembly. NCBI's taxonomy places the organism in Eukaryota, Viridiplantae, Streptophyta, Magnoliopsida, Brassicales, Brassicaceae.